Molecule: messenger RNA, 714 nt
Organism: Caenorhabditis remanei
Lineage: Eukaryota; Metazoa; Nematoda; Chromadorea; Rhabditida; Rhabditidae
Exons: 4
Coding region: 1-714 (237 amino acids)
Source: RefSeq, a predicted model, not a curated record
AUGGAGAAGAACGAGAAGAAGAAGAAAACAGAGAUGACUUCUGACCUUAUCGUGUAUUGGGAAACAAGUUUACUCAAUCGAAGACAACCACUUUUGUUAGGUUAUCUUGAAUUCGCCAAGAACAAAACAAAAAGGAUGAAGACACUCCUGGAAUACGUUGUUAUAUACGUCACCAAUGUUAUCCUUCUCGGUAUUGGUGUCCUCUUUCUGUAUGUUGGAAUACGUGACAACUGUUGGUCUGGACAUCUGGACGUAUGUUUCUACCUGCCAACGUGGAUGAUCGGAGUGGCUGUUUUGAUAUUCAUCGAUCGGCUGAUUUAUUGGAAACACAAAUUCAAUGGAGUCAUUUUUGAGGGAAAGUUUCCAAGACCACGGAGUUCUAUCAGACACUCAAAUAAGGAGCAAAUCAAACAAUGGCAGAAAGACAAGGAGAAACGGAGCAGUUCUAAGAAAUUGAGGACUUCCAGUGUGAUUCUGAGAGUGAUUCUGUUUUUAGUAACUCUCGGACUCACAAUAGUUGCUCUUCACGUACUCAUUCAGGCUGUUCAUGGCAAAGGUUCUGCUGAUCCAGACCCAAUAAUAUUCAGUUUUUAUUUUGGAAUGCUUGCCCUAUUUGUAUAUUUCUGCAUGUUUGUGAAAUAUUCUGUCAAUUUUUGUACAUCUCGUUUGAAAAAAUCUAAAAGUACUAGCCCGGCACCUAUGCCAAAUCCAUAA